Molecule: messenger RNA, 1859 nt
Organism: Lycium ferocissimum
Lineage: Eukaryota; Viridiplantae; Streptophyta; Magnoliopsida; Solanales; Solanaceae
Exons: 17
Coding region: 162-1646 (494 amino acids)
Biological process (GO): rRNA processing
Cellular component (GO): nucleus
Molecular function (GO): protein binding
Source: RefSeq, a predicted model, not a curated record
GUAGUGCUUUGAAUAAAAAUAAAGGACCAGUUGGAGUGAACCCUGGUAACACAUAAUAUUUGCUUUCACUUAGCUUAUUGCCUCUUUUUUCUAGGUUUUUAUGGCAAACAAAAGAGGCACCCACAAAAGCAUCCUAAAUCCACUGAUAAACCAGUGUAAAAAUGAUAGCAGCUAUUUCGUGGAUUCCCAAAGGGGUUGCAAAGUCGGUACCAGCUGAGGCUGAGCCCCCUUCAAAAGAGGAAAUUGAGGAGAUUCUUAAGAGUGGUCUUCUUGAUAAACGUGAAAAUAGUGACGAUGAGGAAGCUGAAGGAGAAAUGCAUGUUGAUGAAUCCAAUGAAAAUGAGGAUGAUGAAAUUGCUGUCGCGUUAGCUGCUGCUGAUGCACUUGGAAAGGCAACAAAAGUUGGUUCUGUAGGAACUGAUGACAUAACAGAUGGUUUAAAGGAAUUGGACAUGGACAACUACGAUGACGAGGAGGAUGGCAUUGAGCUUUUCGGUUCAGGACUUAAAGACUUGUACUACCCAAGUAAUGACAUGGACCCAUAUCUCAAGGAUAAGGACAAUGACUCUGAAGAUGAUGACGACAUGAUAAUAAGACCUGAUGAUUCUGUUAUAGUUUGUGCAAGCAAUGAGGAUGACGUCAGUCAACUUGAGAUAUGGAUUUUGGAAGUUUCAUCAGAUGGGGAAACAAACAUGUAUGUUCACCAUUGUAAUAUUAUACCUGCCUUUCCUCUCUGCACAGCAUGGCUUGAUUGCCCUAUUAAAGGCGGCGAGAAAGGUAACUUCAUAGCUGUGGGCUCAAUGGAACCAGCAAUUGAAAUUUGGGAUAUGGACAUCAUGGAUGAGGUGCAACCAUCUGUUAUAUUAGGUGGCAUUGCUGAUAUAAAGAAAAAGGGGAAGAAGAAAUCUAUCAAAUACAAGAAGGAUAGCCAUUCAGAUUCAGUACUUGGUCUUUCUUGGAACAAGGAAUAUAGGAAUAUACUUGCCAGUGCUAGUGCUGAUCAUACAGUCAAGGUUUGGGAUGUGACUACCGAAGCUUGUAAUCUGACUUUGAAGGACCAUACUGACAAGGUUCAAGCAGUUGCAUGGAAUCCGUUUGCACCGCAGAUUCUUCUGAGUGGAUCAUUCGAUCAUACAGUUUGCUUGAAGGACGGGAGGAAACCCUCUCACAGUGGAUUUAAGUUUCCAGUUGCCGCUGAUGUUGAAAGCUUGGCUUGGGAUCCACAUUCUGAGCAUUCGUUUGUGGUCAGCUUGGAGAAUGGUACUGUUACUAGUUUUGAUAUCCGUGCUGCUAGUUCUGGUUCGACUUCCGAGACAAAGCCAAGUUUCACUAUCCAUGCUCAUGAUAAAGCAGCGUCCUCGUUGUCCUUUAAUCCUCUAGUCCCAAAUCUUCUUGCAACUGGUUCCACGGACAAGACGGUUAAAUUAUGGGAUUUGACCAACAAUCAGCCUUCUUGCAUUGCAUCUAGGAAUCCGAAAGCUGGAGCUGUCUUCUCUGUAUCUUUCUCAGAUGAUUGCCCCUUUUUGCUUGCUGUUGGUGGCUCUAAAGGGAAGUUGCAGCUAUGGGAUAUUGCGUCAGAAGAUGCCGUGUUGAAGAAAUAUGGGAAAUACGUUGCACAAAAAAGGCCGUCGCCACCCAAAUCAUAAUGUAAAUGUAGUUUUCGAGAUAUUGGUUGAAUUCUAUAGUGAAAGUGUUACCUAGGCUGUCAAUUUUGAUCUGUGGUUUAGUAGGGUGGUUUUUGGCUCCCCAUAAUUUAUCAUAUGAGCAUGGUACUGUUACUGCACAUUGCCUGGACCAAUUGAAAGAGGAAGUGAAGAGUUUGGUGGAAUCAAGAUAGGCGUGUGUUUUUUCGGACAUAA